Messenger RNA from Arxiozyma heterogenica, 1731 nucleotides. It is a transcript of the gene RED1, whose product is annotated as Red1p. Lineage: Eukaryota; Fungi; Ascomycota; Saccharomycetes; Saccharomycetales; Saccharomycetaceae. The coding region runs from base 1 to 1731 and encodes 576 amino acids. The transcript has a single exon. The record is from RefSeq and is a predicted model, not a curated record. Gene Ontology annotation, biological process: reciprocal meiotic recombination.
AUGGAACAAAGAAUUGAACAGUUGAUUGAAAUAUGUAUUCAGAGUGAUGGUGAUCUAAAAAUAUAUGAAACCUUGUACGAAUGUUUAGUACAGAAUAAUGGACCAUACUAUAUCAAAUCUUUGCAAUUGUUAAAUGAUCUAAUCAAAUCUAGUAAUCUGAAUUCAAAAAUAUUCAAUUAUAUCCUAAAAUAUUUUCAUUUCGAUAAAUUGGUUGUUGAUAUUGAAUUGGACAGUUUAAUUUUAAUCCAAUGGUUACAAAAUAUUUCAAUCAAAAAUUGGAAGCUUUUAAUUAUCGUGUGCAACUUAUCAAGGGAUUAUCCACAACUGGUAUCAAAACAAUUUUUGGAACUUUUAAACCAUUUUCCCUUUAACUUGAACCAUUUUCCAAGUUAUCUAAUGCUUAAGAUAAUUCAAAAAAAUUAUUUUACAGAUCAUAGUUUUGACUUUAGCUCUUUAAUGGUUCAUAAAAUAGAUCAAAUCAUAAUAAAUAAUAAAGAACGUUAUAUGGGCCCCAUUUAUGUACAGGUUAUCCAUAACUCUUUAUAUCUUUAUAUAGAUUCAAUUGGAAUAUUAUUAGAAAUAGAUAAUUUUCAAUACUAUCAAAAUGAUACAGAGAAACAUAAUAAAGAGAUUAUUUUAAAAAUUAAUAACUUUUGGUUUCUUUUUGAUAAAAAUGACUAUGUCCAUAAUGAUACCACUUCUGCUACUACUAUUUCCUCUUCAAUCACUAAUACCCAUAUUCUUUCAUCCCACGAAAAUUUAAAAACUAUAACUCUUCUUUCCCCCUUUGCAGAAAAUAAUAAGUAUAGAGUAAGCACUUCAAAAACAAUAUUAAAAUUGAAUGGUAAUUUGACACCAUCACAGGAUUCUAUACUGAUAACAAAGUGCAAUGAAAUAUCACCGCCUAAUAAUACAAAAAAGAGUUUCAAGAAAUAUUAUAUAGAUAACAAGAUUGAAAAUACAGAAAAGAAAGCAAAUAAUAAAGUAAAUAACUACAAAGAGUCAAAGAUAGUAAAAUCAAGAGUUGAAAAACUUCCAAACAAUUUAAAAUAUAAUAAAAAGAACAAAGAUAAAAAAAGUCUUAACGUCAGCUGUAAGAAUUCCAAAUCUUUAAAGCAAGGACAUUUGGAUAACUAUAAACCUGUUGUUACUAUUGAAUCUUCUCAGUUAGAUGUUCAAAAGGAUUUAAUACAGCCUCAAUCAGAUAAAACAACUGUAAAAGAAGAAAAAACUAGCACUUUACAAAAAACUAAUGUGAUUAAUGAUGAUUCCACAACUAUAUUAGCUAAUGUUACCACCACCACAGGCACUACUAAUAGUACACCCACUAAUCCAUCAAAAAAGAGCAAAUUAAAUAAUGUAGAGAAUACAAAUAACGAAGAUAUCAUUCAUAUCGACAAUCCUGCGAUAUCCAAAAGCAAAGCAACCAUAUCAUCCACUGUUACUCCGCCAAAUGGCUUUACCAACUUGUUGCAACAACAAAUCGAGCAGUCUGUAAAUAUAUUCACGAGAGAUAUUGUUAUCAAAGUGAAUAUGAUCAAUCAAGAAGUCAAGCAGGCUUUAAUUAAACCGUUAUUGAGUAAAUAUACUAAAAAAAUCGAAGAUCUUCAGGAAGAAUUUCAAAGAGACACCGAUUCACUAGUCACCAAUUUUGAAAAUAUGGUAACCAAAUUACAUUGGAAUCAAAAUGACUUAUUUCAAUUUUUAGAAAAUUCUCGCCGUACGACGUGA